GGAAAGUUGUUUCGGAGGAGGAGAAUUAAUCUGUAAAUCUGAGUUCGUUAGUGUCGCUUUAAAGAAAAUCCAGUCCGAGACUGCGCAAGAGGAGCGAAGCCGCGGCGUUUCUGCGGAUUUGUAGAUUAUCGGGUGGAUCUGAUGCGAAUUUCUGGAGUAUAAACAAACUUCUCGGGUGUGGAUGGUCAAUGUCAAUCAGUCUCCUGGAGUCUAACGGGGUUUUAAUGUUUGUUUUUAUUUUAACGGAAUAUUCUCUCUCCUCCAGGGGUUUUAGCAGCACGUGAACUGAGUCUUUAGGGUGUUAAAGUUCACAAAAUGUGUGCAACUUGACUCUUUAAAGGGAUUGCAGACUCGCUUUAAGGGGCUAAUUCACAUUUCUGCGGGGGGCUCAGGUUCAAUCUGCGCGGGUUUCCCCGAUUGUGUUGGUUCUUUGCGAUUGAACUGCUCUGAUUCCAGUCAUCUGGGGUAGUUUGCUGUUCUGCUCCUAAAGUUGCUGAGUUUCUCGUCACCAUACAGAUCACCGUCGACGGAAACAGAACUUCUUGUUUUUGUAGUUACCAAACUUGUCCUGCAGACCUAACAUGAUGUCAUGACACGUUCAGGCCUUGAGCUGCAGCAAGAAACCAUGUAAAACGCCCUAAUUAUGGUGUUUAUUUUCUUACCAUCUCUCGGAUAGGCGGUUUGAUCUUGAGAGAACCAGGUCUGCGCGUGCAUGGCGAUCAGGAGCUUCUGUAUUGUGUCCUGAGCUGUGAACGCACAUACUGCACGACUGCCAGAGGAAACAGCCAUCAGAGCCGAGACUUGCGCAACCACUGGGCAGAGAAACUGCUCUUGUUACUGUACUGGCUGCAGUUACACUCGAAAGAAAGAGGACCGAGCCAAGUGCAAUGGAAUAAAUUUGUUUAACUUUUACCUGCGAGUUUACCUGAGGACCGAGAAUAUGAUUUAUCUGAUCCCGAGAGACUGAGCGGAAGAAAACCAGUCUCACUUUGGAAUGGUUAGGACAUUGGUUUCUUAGAGAUUUUUGCCGUUUUGGUUUCUACUGCAAAAUAAUGAACAACAAAGAUCGAGUUUGGAGCGCUUAACGUCACAACGCUCGGUCCAGAAUGAGUGGCGGAAAGAAACGAAGCGGUUUUCAAAUCACCAGCGUCACGUUGGACUACAAUCAGGGCUCUGGAGAAAGCCAUCCGGCGGAGCUCCUCAGCCCUGGAACUCAAAGAGCCACGCCCCCUUCUGCCAGAAACCCCGCCCACGGGAGGAGCCCCAGAAGCCAGACCGCAUCGCCCACUCAAAUCCUAUCCAAUGGGCUGUCUCUGCGCCAUAACCCCACCCUCCAGACGCAACAGAGCUCCAGUCAGCCGGCCACGCCCAUCACGGCUAGGAAGCAGAGUUCACUAGACGGGGCAUCGCGUUUCCGCGUCGUGCGUUUGGAUCAAGGACCGGGCGAGCCGUAUAAACGCGGCCGUUGGACGUGUGUGGAUGUGAUGGAGAGGGAAGCCGAGGAGUGUGGGCUCCGCCGCGUGAUUGACAGCAUGAGACACGCCCACUCGCUGGAGUCCUUAGAGACGGUCGGGCUGGGCGGAGCCGAAGGAGCAGUGGUCGGAGCCAGACUCAAACCGUUGGGCGUGCAGGCAGGUCACAUGGUACACUCGCAGGGCACCACCCACCUACUGACCCAAUGCCGAACAGACUCCGCCCACAGCGGCCCGCCCUCGCCCACACACGACACACCCCGGAUGCGCAACAUACACGCCCCACUGCGACUCGACAUGGACGCCGUCGGCAAGCUCCGGACCACUCGCUCGCAGCCGGCGUCUCCCGGACCUCACCCGAGUCGGGACAGUCACUUCUAUCCAUCGCUGACGCCCAUCCAGACGCCGUCCGCUCUCGCGCUGGCGCAGUCCAUGCUCGGCAUGAGCCAAGCCUUUGAGUUUGUGGGAGACGACGGCGGAACUAACAGCAGCAUGAUCGCCAUCGACAACAAGAUAGAGCAAGCCAUGGACCUGGUGAAGUCUCACCUGAUGCUGGCGGUUCGAGAGGAGGUGGAGGUGCUGAGAGAGCAGAUCAAAGAGCUGUCGGAGAGAAACGCUGAGCUGGAGAGAGAAAACUACAUCCUGCGAGCGCUCCGGGACAGAGACUGAGCCAAGUGCAUCAUGGGAGAUGUAGUUCAGCGUGAAAAGGGAUGGAACGGUUAAACGUGUGCAGUAUUGAGCGAUGAGUGCCUUAAAACGCAGUAACAACUAAUCAAGAAAUUAUUCAAUAAUGUUGAUGACGCCCUAAACAGUGCCUAUAUUUAUUACUGCCAGUGUGUGUGUGUGUGUGUGUGUGUGUUUGUGAAAGCACUGCUCACACAACUAGGUUAAUGAGUCUCUUUAUGUUGCCAU
Messenger RNA from Sinocyclocheilus anshuiensis, 2384 nucleotides. Its product is annotated as TSC22 domain family protein 4-like. Lineage: Eukaryota; Metazoa; Chordata; Actinopteri; Cypriniformes; Cyprinidae. The transcript is spliced from 6 exons. Gene Ontology annotation, biological process: regulation of transcription by RNA polymerase II. The coding region runs from base 1107 to 2141 and encodes 344 amino acids. The record is from RefSeq and is a predicted model, not a curated record.